Messenger RNA from Peronospora matthiolae, 975 nucleotides. NCBI's taxonomy places the organism in Eukaryota, Oomycota, Peronosporomycetes, Peronosporales, Peronosporaceae. The record is from the annotation of a GenBank genome assembly.
AUGAGUUUCGGGUCCCACGAACUCUUCACCAACAUUUGGUAUUACGUGAACGAAGCUACCAGGACGCAAAAGCUCAGUGCUAAAUGCUACGAACCCAAAGCAUAUCAUCCUAAGAAGGUUCAGAGCGUACAAUCUGAAUGUAUUCGAAAUGUGGAUCUGGAGCUCUUUGACUUUGACUGCAACUUGACACACCAAGAUCUCCAAUACAACAUCGAGUCGUUAAUGCAGCAGGCUGCAUCUGUUGGCGUUAAAGAUAUGUUAGUACCUGGCGCCUCGAUCGAGGAGUCCCAACGAGCUAUCGAACUCUGUAGUCAACACCCGACGAAACUUUUCCCAACGGCUGGAGUGCACCCGUACAACGCCAAAGCAAUGCCAAAGGCCGAGGAGCUAACGACGCUUCAAGAUCUCUUGAAACUCGAACAAGUUCGUGCAGUCGGAGAGUGUGGGCUUGACUAUUCGCCGAGCUUUCCAGAACGGGAGUACCAGCGCAACUGGUUCGCUGAGCAAUUAGCGAUGGCGUGUGCGCUAAAAAAGCCACUGUUCUUGCACGAACGGCAAGCACAUCACGAUUUUAUCGAGUUGAUUGAUGCAGCCAGUGGAAAUUGUGACGGAUACUUUCCGCCAGCAGUUGUGCACUGUUUUACGGGAAGCGAGGAAGAACUGAAGGCGUACGUUGCACGUGGCGACGAGUGGUACAUUGGCAUCACUGGAUUCAUCUGCAAGCCGCAGGGGGCUGCGCUGAAGAAAAUGCUGAAGCAUGUGCCAUUGGAUCGCCUCGUUCUGGAGACAGAUGCGCCGUACAUGGGAUUUCCCAAAUGUCGCCGUGCUGAGUCAAGUGAAAGUAAGAAACAGUAUCCAAACGUGCCUAGUGCUAUGCCCCUGGUAGCUGAAGCUGUUGCCUUUGCUCUCGAUUGCUCACCAGAGGAAAUUGCACGGAUCACAAGAGCAAACGCACGCCGCUUUCUCCGAUUGUGA